AUGGCUGCAAUGAAUUAUGUUGUUACAGUUCAACGACCAACAGCUGUAACAGGUUUAGCAACCGGCCAUUUUACAUCUGCAAAUGAUUUUAAUUUAAUUAUUGCUAAAAAUACACAUUUCGAAAUCUAUAUUAUCAAUUCAGAAGGUCUUAAAUUAGUUAAAGAUGUUUGUGUUUACGGAAAAAUCAGUGUUAUCAAAUGCUUCCGACUAUCUAAUAUGAAUAAAGAUGUUCUAUUUAUUUUUACUGAUAAAUGUCACGGAAUGAUCUUAGACUGUCGAAAAACAAAUAAUGAUCAAUAUGAAAUAUUAACUAAAUGUCAUGGAUUAUUAAAAGACACAGGUCGGCAAGCAGUUCGACAACCGUUAUGUACGAUUGAUGCUAAACAUGGAGUUAUUCUAUUACGAAUAUUUGAAGGAGUCAUUAAAUUAAUCUAUAUAAAAGAAUUAUCUUCAAAAGAAUCAUCAUCGAAAAAUCUCGAAGCAUAUAAUGUUAAAAUUGACGAGCAAAAUAUUAUUGAUAUACAAUUUUUACCUGGACAUCAAAAGCCAACAUUCACUGUCUUACAUUUACGCACAACUGAUACAUCAAUAGUUAAUACUGAUGCUGAAGAACAUCAUCUACGCACAUAUCAAGUUGAAUUAAAAGAAAAAGAUAUUGCAAAACUAAGCUGGAAACAGGAUAUGACAUUAAGUGAAGCGUCAUUUAUUGUUCCGAUUGGACACGAUACAUUCAGUUGUCUUGUGAUAGGAAGAAAUACGGUGGCAUUAUAUAAAGAAAAUGAUCGGCCAUUAGAAAUCGAAUCAUCUUUACUCGAUGACGAAGCUUCUAUAAUUGGCUAUUGCCCUAUUGAUGACGAUGGGUGUCGAUAUCUAUUAACUGACUAUUCAGGUAAACUGUAUUUACUCGUACUUGAACGCGAUAAACGUAACGGAAGUUCAUCAACAACGAUCACCGAUAUGAAAUUGGAUCUUCUCGGUGAAACAUCAAUGUGUGAAUUUAUAACUUAUUUAGAUAAUGGCGUUACUUUUAUUGGAUCACGUUUUGGUGAUAGUCAACUUAUACGACUUCUACCUGAGCCAGAAAAUGGUAGUCAUUUGGAAAUACUUGAAUCUUAUACAAAUCUUGGGCCUAUUGUUGAUAUGUGUGUUGUCGAUUUGGAAAGGCAAGGACGGCAGUUGAUAACAUGUUCGGGUAAUGGAAAAGAUUCAUCGUUACGUUUUAUCCGAACCGGUAUUGGUAUUCAUGAACAUGCAUCGAUUGAUUUGCGAAAUAUUAAAGGAAUAUGGGCAUUGAAAGUAGACAAUCAUUAUGAUAAUCAUCUUGUUGUUGCCUUUUUUGAUCAAACAAGAUUAUUUCAUUUACAAAAUGAUGAAAUUGAAGAAGUUGAAUUAGCUGGAUUUGAUUUUCAACAUCAAACAUUAUUUUGUGCCAAUGUUAUAUCAGAUCAAUAUUUACAAAUAACGACACAUUCAAUUCGUUUAAUUGGCAAUAAUGGUAAAGAUUUACUUAUUGAAUGGACUAAUGAGCAACACGAAAUAACUGUUGGUUCGUCGAAUACAACUCAAUGUGUAUGCGCAAGUGGCAAUCAAUUAUUUUAUUUUGAAAUCGGCCGAGGUAGUCUGAGCGAAAUAAAUAAAUGUAAAUUACCAUAUAAUAUCGCUUGUUUGGAUGUCACACCAUUAAAUCCUCAAGAAGAACGUUCGAGUCUUUGUGUUGUUGGUCUUUGGACACAAAUAUCUGUUUGGAUGUAUCGAUUGCCAACACUUGAAGUUUUACAUAAAGAACCAUUGACAUCAGACACAUUGCCACGGUCAGUUGUAAUGAUAGCAUUUGAUGCUCAACCCUACGUAGUCAUCUCGUUGGCUGAUGGCCCCAUCGUCUACUAUUUACUUGAUACUGUACAAGGACUUCUAUAUGAACGAAAAAAAGUUGCGCUGGGUACGAAACCAACAACUUUAACAAUAUGCCAACGUACGGAUAUAUCACCCAUUACGACUACAUCAUCAUCAUCAAAUGAUCCAUCGACGCAACGUACAGUUCUAUUUGCAUGUAGUGAUCGUCCAUCGGUGAUAUCAUCAUCGAAUUCAAAGCUUGUUUUCUCUGCAGUUAACUUACGUGAAAUUGUUUGUAUGUGUUCAUUUAAUUCGGAUUAUUAUGGAGCCAGUUUAACAUUAGUGACUGAUAUGGGUGUUAUACUUGGUCGAAUUGAUGAUAUACAAAAGCUACAUGUACGCUCACUAAGAUUAGGCGAACCAGCAAGACGUAUUGCCUUCAUGGAAGAUGAAAGAGCAUAUAUUAUUUUAACACAAUAUCUCGAUAUGUAUCAAUCAAAUGGUAUUACGCCUAUUAGUAAACAUGCACAGCAAAAGAUUGAUUGUACAACAACCAUAAAAAAUAUUAAUGACGUUUUAUCUGCAACACAAACUGAUGUCAUUGAUUCAAUUGUGAUUUUAGAUCAACAUACACAUGAAGCUCGUAUAUCAGUUCGAUUAUUAAGUCGUGAAGAACCUCUUAGUGUUUGCACCAUAACAUUUGCCGAUGAUCUUUCAACGCCUUACAUCGCUAUUGGUACAGCCAUUAUUUUUGAAGAUGAAGAUACACCAAAGAUUGGCCGUAUUAUUUUAUAUCGCUAUAAAAAUGGUCAUCUAAAUAUGAUAACAGAAAAAGAAUUGAGUGCUGCGCCACAUGCUAUGUUAGCAUUUCAAGGCAAACUUCUUGUUGCUGUUGGAAGUUCGAUUCGUUUAUACAAACUUUCAUCACAAAAUCAUGAACUAGUUCAAUUGACACAGUAUUUAGGACAUAUCGAUUGUUUACAAUUAAAAAUAAAAGAUGAUUUUGUUUUAUUCAACGAUUUAAUGAAAUCGAUAACUGUGCUACGAUAUAAUGUUGACGAGGGAAAAUUUGAAGAAAUUGCUCACGAUGUUCAUCCACAAUGGUCAACGGCAUGCGAAUUUUUCGAUGAUGAUACAUUUAUAUGUGCUGAAGACGGAGGAAAUUUAAUAUCGUGUCAUAAAGAUAGUGGUUCAACGAAAGAGAAUGAACGGAAUGUACUAAAAGAACUUGGUUUAUGCCAUUUAGGAGAAAAUAUUAACGUGUUUCGACACGGUUGUCUUGUUACUCAACAAACAGCUGAAUCGAGUAUAUCACUUGAGACCUGUACUUUAAUGGGCGGUGUUUCAGGCUAUAUUGGUCUACUUCUUCAGUUAACGGCACCACUCUAUCAAUUGCUUAUGUCAUUACAAUUAGCGUUAGCUGAACAUGUUCCCAGUGUUGGUAAAGUCGAUCAUGGCGCAUGGCGUGGAUUUGAAUCUGAUGGACGUUCGGAUGUUUCAUGUGGUUUCGUUGAUGGUGAUCUCAUCGAAACCUAUCUUGAUUUGCCAAAAUUAGUACAACAAGAGCUUAUUAAAGAUUUGCAGGGAGAGAAUAAUAUUCCAAUAAAUACAACAGUUGAAGAACUAGUCAAAAUAAUUGAAGAACUUGCACGAAUACAUUAA
This is a messenger RNA of Rotaria socialis, 3495 nucleotides long. The record is from the annotation of a GenBank genome assembly. NCBI's taxonomy places the organism in Eukaryota, Metazoa, Rotifera, Eurotatoria, Philodinida, Philodinidae.